Molecule: messenger RNA, 4604 nt
Organism: Leptopilina heterotoma
Lineage: Eukaryota; Metazoa; Arthropoda; Insecta; Hymenoptera; Figitidae
Exons: 7
Coding region: 574-4119 (1181 amino acids)
Source: RefSeq, a predicted model, not a curated record
AAAACAUAUUGCAAUUCGUAAAAGACCAGUUUUCUGCCACGUUACACUGCAGUGCAACAAAAUAUUCCAGAGAAUAAAGUUUAUUAAUUACUUGUUUCCUAAAACAGCUGAAAAUAUUACAUUACAGAGUGUAAAAGUUUCAUAAACUGCUAACCAAACAUAAAAGUAGAAAAACAUUUUAAAAAAACAAAUUGAAAACAUAUUGCAAUUCGUAAAAGACCAGUUUUCUGCCACGUUACACUGCAGUGCAACAAAAUAUUCCACAGAAUAAAGUUUAUUAAUUACUUAAUUUCUAAAACAGCUGAAAAUAUUACAUCAAAGAGUGUAAUAGUUUCAUAAACUGCUAACCAAACAUAAAAGUAGAAAAACAUUUUAAAAAAACAAAUUAAAAACAUAUUGCAAUUCGUAAAAGACCAGUUUUCUGCCACGUUACACUGCAGUGCAACAAAAUAUUCCAAAGAAUAAAGUUUAUUAAUUACUUGUUUCCUAAAACAGCUGAAAAUAUUACAUUACAGAGUGUAAAAGUUUCAUAAACUUACCCAACAAUUGUUGAUAAAUACAAUCCAACUAAAGAUGAAAUUUAACAUGGAGGUACUGUACUUUCUUUUGCUUCUUGUAAACAUAAAUAAUAUCUACAUAACAGAAAGUACCAAUUAUGACGAUAACUAUGAAGAUCCAGAAGAAAUACAGGACGGCCUUCUUCACCUCCCUUAUUGCGCAUUUUUGAAUAUAUACAAUUAUUCGAAAUUAAUAGAGAAAUUUCUUACAAUGAGAACAGUAACCAAUCUACUUAUCGUAAUAGCAGAUGAUAUGGAAGACGGGAUAGUCUUAGCUAAUUUCUUGAGUAACGGAAAUAGAGUGAAAUUUGCUGUAGAAGAACUUUCUGAGAAUGAAGUAAUGCUACAAAAUGAAAUACUGCGAAAUUUUUAUUUCUUUUAUUCUAGUUUGAAAAAGACACACAUAUUCGUCUAUCCUUCAAACGCACCGAAUCAAGUAUUAGCACAAUAUUUAACGAACCAAACUGUAGAAUCGGCAAAUAGAUUAAAAGUUGCACUUACAUGUAAAAGUGAUAAUAUUAGAGAAACCUUGAAUUCUACGCUUUUGUUUACACUAAAUGUUUUGGAACUUGACAUGCGACAACGUCGUUGCGAAUUGGAGUACAACAUUAUUUUUAUCCCAUUAAAUAUACAUGAUUCUGGGAAAUGUAAAUUUGAAGUAGAAAAAUUGAAACACUACUUUUUUAUAAGCUUUGUAAGAUUCGGGACUACAGCUUAUAUUAAUUUUGAUUUGUUUGAAGACAGAAGUAUUUUCAAAACUUUAACAAGAGAAGAGCAAUUACACUUUCUUGUCUUAAAACCUCUUAUUGAUGAUGAAGAGCAUGUUAAUACUAUGUGUUCAAAACCUCAAAGUUUUUUAGAAAAUGAUUAUCUACUUCGUACGGAAGAAUUAAUAAAUCUUCGUCCUCCUCCAGUGCCUGAGACUAAUAUCAUAAAUAAUGAAUGUUUUCGUGAUAUACAAACAACUGAAACCUCUUUUAUAACAGAUUUGUCUAUUUUACCAGAUUGGUUAAUUCUAUCUAUCAAGAAUAUUACUAACAUUGAUCUUAAAGGCAAAGAAUCGGUCUAUGUAUUACUAGACAAGCUUUGUAUAAAUACAGAGAAACUUAAAAUCUUUCAAUUACUUUGUUCUACCAAGAACAUCAUUAACAAUGAAUCGAUAUUGUUGAACUAUUUUAAACAAAUUGUAAAUUAUUAUUCAGAACAGCAAAAAAGAUGGUUUUCCAUUUCAAAUGAUUGCUUUGAAAAUGAUAUGAAUACUGAAGAAUCCCAAACAUCAACUGAAGUUCACCAAACUGAUUACAAUAGGCAACCCAAAUUAAAGAAAAAUUUCUUUGGCUUUCAAGGAUUUAUUGAUGAAACAAAGAAAAAUAUGUUGCCGAUUUCAAACCAAUUGAAAAACUAUACUUGCAAAUAUUUUGAACUACCUGCAUUGAUUGAAUUAAAAAAAAUCUUGAUUACUAAGUUAGAAAGUGUUAACCUUCUUCUUGUGAUAGCAGUUGAUAUGAAAGAUGGAAUAAAGUUAGCUGAAUUUGUAAGUUCGAAAAAUAGAGUUGAUUAUCUAGAUGAAAUUUCAAUAAAAUAUCCAAUGACUGCAGAGAAUAUCAUGCAAAAUUAUUAUUUAUACUACAGCCGUCUAACAAAUACGUACAUUCUGGUCUAUCCGAGUAAUGCGCCUAAUAAAUUAUUAGCGACAUAUUUGUCAAAAAUUAUUAUAAAUUCUGUGUCAAAUAUUAAAAUAGCACUGACAUAUAAUGGUGGAAUAAACAAAGAUAGUUUGAAUUCCCUAUUUUUGUUUACAUCAAAAGUAUUAGAGUUGAAUAUUGAAGACUAUUUUAAGAUUCCCGAUAGUGUAAUUACCAUUCUACCAGCAAACAUUGAAGAAAAUUCAGAUUUAGCGCAUGAAUUAAAAAGGGAAAUACUUAAAAAUUUCAUAGCAAAAUUCAAAAGAUUAGAAGAACAGAGAGAGCUAACUUCGUGGUUCAACAAAAAAAGUAACAUUAUGAAUUUGCAUUAUAAAGACCUAUUGGAAUAUAUUAUAAUUCAACAUUCAGCUACUAAUUUCUACAAGUACCAGAAUGAAAAAAAUGUUCCUCUCAAAAUAGCUAGCGCUUUUUAUGAUACUAAUUACAUGUCAUCAAAGGAUAUUAUCAAUAUUCGUUAUUUGUUAAACAAUUUUUCUGCAAAUGAAGAAUGUAUAAGAAGUAUGUUUCCCCUUAUGGACGAGAAACAUGUGAAUAAACUUUCUGCAGUAGAUAUAUCAUCCCUAAAAGGUUUAUUAUCUUUUCCCACUUGGAUAAUCAAAUCCAAGCAGGAAAUGUCUAUAAACAAAUUUCAAAACGAUAAACUUGUUAAAAAAUUCAUAACCGAUAUUUGUAAUGGCUCAAACGAAAUUGAAAUUGUACAGAUGAUUUGCCUUUUGAGGUAUAUGGACGAUAUCAAUAAUAACCAAGAAUCCAAAUGGUUGAGUUUGUUGCAAGAUUAUAUCAUAAAUUAUUAUUACCAUGAAGAAAAACCGUGGUUUUAUCAAUUAGAAUUAAUUUAUGAAGACAUGCAUGCGAGUAAGGCAAUGAUGCAGACAAAAUUACAAAAUCUUUAUGAGGAAAUAUUUCAAAUUGAUAAAAAAAAGCAAGGUCUUAUGAUGGAAGCUUUUCACAUGGUGAAUAAUUCUCUUAAUUCAAAAAUCGAUUAUUCAUGCUCUGCAUUAAACAAUAAAAACUACAAACUGCAACUAAGGGGGACAAUAUUUAAUUUUAGUCAAAUUUUGUACACACAAUAUUGUCCUGGAAAAGUGAUAGUUUUGGAAAUGUUUGCUCUGGAUAAAAUUAUAAUCGAUGAAGAUCUAAUUAGUAAUGAAUUGCAACAAGUCAUUAUAAAUGCACCAAUUUGGGAAAUUAUUUCAAAAAGAAUUAUACGUUUAGAUGGUUCUCCUGGAGAAAAUACUUGGGGCCCAGAAACAUUUUCUGAUCGUAUAUAUGGUUUACAUGGUACACCCGGAGGACGAGGAGGAUCAUUCUUUGGAAUCGUUGAUAAUACUAUUAAUGGAGAAAACUUACGUAUUGAAAGUAAUGGAGGUAAUGGAAGUAACGGACAAGAUGGCCAUGAUUUGGUAUGGACUUUUGAAAAAAUUUCAUGGUGCGAUGAAUUUCGAGAGGAUUUUCAAGGCAGAGGAGGAAAAGGUGGAAAUCCUGGUAUUAUUGAAAUUUUCAAUCUACAUUAUGAUACAAAUUUUAAUGCAAAAUUAUUAUCUACUGACGGUAAUGACGGUAGGUCUGGUAAAGUUAUAAGAGAAGAAAUUAAUUAUGAUUAUUUUCGAUCCGUAAUUAUUAAAAAGGAAAGUUCUUGCCAACUAGAAGAAAGAAGAAUGAAAAAUGAACUAAGCAUUACUUCCUAUUAUUUAAAUAAUUUCCUUAAAUUGAAUUUCAGGAAAAGUGUUUCGAAUUACAUAAGCUAUAUUAUAAUAAGUAGUAACUUUAAUCCUAAAUAUAAAUAUUUAUACGAAAAGAUGACUAGCAAGAGAGUUGAAGAAAUGCUCUUUUCAUUUAUCAUGAAGAAAUUUUAAGGAAUAAUUAUUAUUCCUUAAUUAUUAGUCCAAAUCGAAUGUCAAAUAUUCGACGUUCGAACUGGGCUAACACGAAUGUUGAAUUUUCGACAUUCGAACUAGGCAAAAAAAUUCGAACAGUUCGGUUCUAAUUAUUUUGCAUAGCUCUAUAAACUAUAAAUCUACAAUUGUGUGGAGAAGGACAAUUUAUUGAGGAUAAUGUAAUAGAUGAUUGUUAAAAGAUUUAUAAAAAAUGUAGUUCAAUAAGUUAUAUGUCAAUACUUUAAAAUCUGGACCCGAAUAAUGAAAAUUUUAUGUCUAAGGUAAAACAAUUGAACUCCUUGAUGUUAGAACCAGACAUAGACCAUUGGCAUUAAAUGGGCUGCGUCUAGUUCGUGCAUCAAGGCGUUGAAUUAUUAAACUAAAAAUUAAUUUACAUUCUAUGUAUUGCUAAAAAUAUUUUAUUCCCAUUAAUUUUAAAUUUAAUAAAUCCAUAUAAAUUUAAA